AUGGCUACGCCGUCAACUGGUUUCUCCUUUGAUUCCGAUCGCAUCACAUUCUCCGAUCACCACCAACCGGAAUUCAUGGACUUCACCGGCCACAACUCCUCCGGUUCACCUUCAUCUACCACCAUCCAUUUUCCUCUCAAUUGCACCUACCAUCAACCGGGCAAGUCUGAUGAUAAACGGAUUAACGAAGUGGACUUUUUCACUGAAAACACACACAAUCUGUCAAAGUCGAUCGGAUCAUCUGUCAGUUGUGUUCAGUACCAGGAGUCUACUGAACCUACUAUGGAUUUGGAUUUUCAUAUCAAUACUGGUUUGCAUCUUGUUACCGGAUAUACAGACAGUGAUCAGUCUGUAAUCGAUGAUGGCGUCUCUCCAAAUUCUGGUGAUAAACGAACUAAACAUGAGUUAGCUACUGUUCAAGCUGAAUUGGAGAGGAUGAACGAUGAAAAUCAACGGUUGAGAGAGGCUUUGAAUCAAGUAAUGGUCAAUUGCAACACACUCGAGAUGCAUCUCGCAACGAUGAUACAACAAAAUCAAGGAGAUGAAAAAGGAGGAUCUACAGUUCCAAAGCGGUCUAUGGAUCUAGCUUUAGCAGCUCCGAGAAUGGCGGAAGCCGAUGAGAAUUCAGAGUCGUCGUCAGCUGAAAGGCGCCGUGAUGAACAUUCACGAUCUCCGAUCAAUAACAACGGCGUUAUUAAUGGAGAAGUAAGCCCCAAACAAGGCUCUCACGUUCUUCAGAGAUUGAAUUCGUUGAAUGAUAAUAAUCGGAACACCGGAAACGUUGAUAAAUCUAACGAAGGAACGAUUCAGAAAGCUAGGGUUUCUGUUCGAGUUCGAUCAGAAGCUUCCGUGAUCACAGAUGGAUGUCAAUGGAGGAAAUACGGCCAAAAAAUAGCGAAAGGAAAUCCAUGUCCACGGGCAUAUUACCGGUGCACCAUGUCCGUCGGUUGCCCCGUCCGGAAACAAGUGCAAAGAUGUGCAGAAGAUCAAACAAUCCUGAUCACCACAUACGAAGGAAAUCACAACCACCCUCUGCCGCACACCGCCAUCGCCAUGGCCUCCACCACCUCUUCCGCCGCAAAGAUGCUACUCUCCGGCUCCAUGCCGAGCUCCGACGGCCUCAUGAAUUCAAAUUUUUUAGGUAGAAAUCUCCACAAUUACUCUUCUAGCAUGGCCACCAUUUCAGCAUCCUCCCCGUUUCCGACCGUCACACUAGACCUCACUCAAACUCCAAACCUUCUACAGUUCCAUCGGACCACCGGCCAGUUUCCGGUACCCUUCUCCAUCCCCAACCAACUUCCCCAAAUUUUCGGGCAGUCAUUAUACAACCAUUCCAAAUUCUCAGGGCUUCAAAUGUCUCAUAACAUGGAAACCGCCGGGCGGCUGCCACCGGCCGCCUUGGCUGACACCGUUACCGCCCUGACCGCGGAUCCAAAUUUUCCGGCGGCCGUAGCAGCAGCGAUAUCGUCAAUUAUUGGCAGCGGUUCUCAUGGUAAGGAUAAAAGUGGAAAUGUGAAUGGCACCAACAUCAACCAGAAUGGGCAUGGCAACAAUAAAGUCAGCAAUUCAGGUUUUGGAGGAAAUCAGUAA
Messenger RNA from Cynara cardunculus var. scolymus (artichoke), 1590 nucleotides. RefSeq names its product WRKY transcription factor 6-like. Gene Ontology annotation, molecular function: DNA-binding transcription factor activity; sequence-specific DNA binding. The transcript has 5 exons. NCBI's taxonomy places the organism in Eukaryota, Viridiplantae, Streptophyta, Magnoliopsida, Asterales, Asteraceae. Bases 1 to 1590 code for a protein of 529 amino acids. The record is from RefSeq and is a predicted model, not a curated record. Gene Ontology annotation, biological process: regulation of DNA-templated transcription.